This is a messenger RNA of Toxotes jaculatrix (banded archerfish), 6635 nucleotides long. It is a transcript of the gene kdm3b, whose product is annotated as lysine (K)-specific demethylase 3B. Bases 287 to 5674 code for a protein of 1795 amino acids. Gene Ontology annotation, molecular function: transcription coregulator activity; histone H3K9 demethylase activity; chromatin DNA binding. Gene Ontology annotation, biological process: regulation of transcription by RNA polymerase II. The transcript is spliced from 25 exons. Gene Ontology annotation, cellular component: chromatin; histone deacetylase complex. Lineage: Eukaryota; Metazoa; Chordata; Actinopteri; Toxotidae. The record is from RefSeq and is a predicted model, not a curated record.
GUGCGUUUGAUUGUUGCAGGGUUCAAUGGCGGACAGAGCAGGAUAGUCGCAUUAGCACCGAGGACAAUAACAUCUCGACACUGUAAACUGCCGGCGUGACUCGGUCCACCGCUGCGUGCCCGCGGGUGCAACGGGUGAGACGAGCUCUCUUGUGCGCGAACGCUGAACACGAAGCCGUUGUGGUUGUUUCCUGCUCGUCUUCUGCCGUUCUUGAGUUCCCAUCCCAGGCGGAGAAGUUACUCUGUUCAUGGUGGCUCACUAAAGGCAGCUAGCUUGCGAGCGAACCAUGGGGGACUCUCUCGAAUUGAUAGGGAAGCGUCUGCUUUUGCUCCUCGACGACGGCAGGUCCGCGAAUGGAUCCGAGCCGGAACAGGCUGCCUGGGCCCGGGACUGGCUCCGGGGGACGGUGCGGGCAGUGAGCGUUAUCGGCCUGGCCGCCCCGGAGGUUAGCGAAGGAGAGGCUACAACAACAAGCACUGCUGCAGGGCUGACGGUAUUUGUGGAGUUUGAGAAUGCUUCACAGCGUUGUUCCUGGGUGCAGGUGUACGAUAAAGGGGUGAAAGCCGUGUUGGUAGAAGACUCCAUUGUUUGGGCAAAUCGGAGCGAUGGCACUGGGACUACUGGAGCCCCAGCAUCAGCCACUGCCUGGCCCGCUCUGGCCUUCCGCUCCCUAGUGGAUAGAGUGGGGUUAGGAUCGCUGGUUCCUGUAGAGUAUUUUGGAAACAAGAAUUUUGAGUUCCUACCUGAUAACAAAACUGUCCAGAGGUUUGAGGUUGAUAAAGACAUAAGACACCCUUUGCUGUUGGAGCACCCCUCCCUGCAGGCUGCCAUCUCCAGCUGGCGUACUGACUUUGAACUGCAAGAGAUCUUCAGGAAGGGUUCGUACACUAUUCAAGGACGCAGGGUUCGUGUGUACCAGCCAGAGUUUGAGGAGUGCUGGGCCUCUGGACUGGUCUCACAGCAUGACCCUAUCUCACACAUUAUGGAGAUAACCUUGGAUAAGGGGGAAGAAAAUCAAAUAGUAGAUCCUCGUGUGAUACAUGUCAUGCUGGCAGAGGAGGAGCUUGGUAAGAAUGGGCGACGAAGGAAGGACAGUGAAACAAUGAAGGGAGAUAGUGGACGUAGACGUAGGACUGCCUCCGAAGGUGAGGAUGACUUGAACUUGAAACGUUUUAAGGGAGCAGGAGAUGCGGGAGCUGAUGCACAAAACUGUGGCGACUCCAACAAAACCCCAGUGGAAGGGAUGGGGAUCUGGGUUGGAGACUCUGGCGAAAGAGUCAGCAGCACAAUCAAAAACGGAAGCUCUUCAGAGGGAACCUUUCCUCAAGGCAGAGUGUCGUCCCCUAACACCAAUUCCUCACUCCAGAUGGACCAAUCAAACGCUACUCCUCGUUAUCCAGCCCACGUCAAAGAAAAUGGUCGCUCACUCUCUACACAGGGGGCAGCGGACUCCACCACCACCAUAACUCACACCCCCACACCUCCUCCCCUCAAACCAGCUCCCUCUCCAUUCUCCACCACAUCUUUCCCUUCACUAGGCCAGAUGCCAAGCCUAGUGCCUGGUGCUCCUGCCCCCAAGGCCUCCCCAUCCCCCCAGCCAGACCGAGAGGAGGCCUCCCAGUCAGCCUUUUCCAAAACGGCUGCCCUUGUUUCCCCGGGCCCUGUCACCAUUUCUUGGUCACAUGACAGUGGCCCUAGUGUGGCACUUUCUGCCUCUGUGGGUUUUAGUCCUAAAGCCCCAACCUGGGGAAGCCAGACUGAGGGCUCUAAAACUGCCUUGGGUUUUCGUUUGCCCCAGGCUGCACCCGCUGCUCCUGUAUUUGGAGAUGUUACCUCACAGACCAAUGGAGCUCCUACCACUACCACAACCUCCCAGGACACUCCCAGGCCUUUUGGCUUUGGCUUUGGCGGAGCUAAGAAUGAGACUCAAUCUCAGCAAGACCAGAACUUGUUUUUCCAGUGUAUGAACCAGAAUUCUGGCUCUGGCCCAAGCCUAACUGCUGGUCAGACCCAAUCCAAGGACACCAAUUACUUCACCGCAGUAUCUGAGAGCCUGAGUAAAGAGCCCCCAAGCCUUUUCAAGCCUGCAGCCUCCACUGAAGGGCUGAAAAAGCCUGAUCAGCCCAAAGUGCCUGAGACCCAUCCAACGGGAAAUGGUGUGCUCAACAAAUCGUCAUCAGCCUUCCAGGGCAUGAGUGGCUCUGCAGUUGGAAGAGGCUCUGGUAUUGGUGGUCUGACUGCCCCCUCUGGAGCCCAAAGUACUUCUAAGAAGAGCAGUAAUAAUGGAACUUCUACGGGGGGCUUAGGGCUUCAGUCUGGUUUUAAUACUUCAGAUAGCCACCAGAAUCUUUUUCUGCAAGCCUCCAAAGAGCCUACUAAUCCAUUUCUGGCAUAUGGGGACAAAACCUCCCACACACCGUUUGCUGGACUCAGUGGGGCUGAGCCACAGACCCUAGGUCCUGCUUCAGACAGCAAACCAAACCUCUUCACUAUGGCAGAGCCUCCUAAGGGAAUUCUGUCUUCCCCUUUCCCAGCACUCACAGCAGCUGCUUCACCCAGCUCUUCCUCCUCUCCAGCAUCGGCCUCAUCUCAGAAGCCACAGAGUGAAGGGGCUGUGACAAAGGAGGAGAAGGAGGUUGGGGAGAUGCCAACAUCCACGUCAGGCUGUCCCAUGUUUGGAGGCACUGGCCCUGGUGGAAUGGAGGAAGUACCUGUGUCCUUUGACCAGAGCCAGUCUCAGAAGUUUACCCUGGAGGAAAGAGGCCAGUCGUCCAAACGCGACUCUGACUCCAGCAGCAACAGUGACCUGUCAGACCUGAGUGAGAAUGAGGAGGGCCCAGAGAAAGGCCAAGUCACAGGGGGGCCACCACACGCUGCCCAGGAUGGGGCAUUGUUGCAGAAAACUAAGGUCCAAGGGGCUUCUAAGAGCCGUCCACGUAACAAGCCUUUCAAAGUGGGCCAGUCUGUGUUAAAAGACCAGAGCAAGGUGCGUCGUUUGAAGCAGUCUGGUGAGUCCUUUCUCCAGGAUGGUUCCUGCAUCAAUGUUGCCCCUCACUUGCACAAGUGCCGUGAGUGCCGCCUGGAGCGUUACCGUAAAUAUCGGAAUACAGACGAAGACAGUGAUGACGACGACGACCCAAAUGUAGCCUGUCGUUUCUUCCACUUCAGAAGGUUGGCUUUCACUCGUAAAGGUGUACUGCGUGUGGAAGGCUUCCUGAGUCCUCAGCAGAGUGAUUCCAUGGCAAUGGGUCUGUGGCUUCCUGCACCAGCUGUCCAAGAGGGGCUUGACCUCGAUACAUCCAAGUACAUCUUGGCCAAUGUGGGAGACCAGUUCUGCCAGCUGGUCAUGUCUGAGAAGGAAGCCAUGAUGAUGGUGGAACCUCACCAGAAAGUGGCGUGGAAACGUGCUGUACGAGGUGUCAGGGAAAUGUGCGACGUGUGUGAGACCACCCUGUUUAACAUCCACUGGGUGUGUCGCAAGUGUGGCUUUGGAGUGUGUUUGGACUGCUAUCGGCUCCGCAGGAACAGGCCAAGGGAGGAUGUAGAUGAAGGUCCAGAGGAUGAGGUUUUUUCUUGGUUGAAGUGUGCCAAAGGUCAACCUCAUGAGCCACAGAACCUCAUGCCUACGCAGAUUAUACCUGGGACAGCUCUUUACAACAUAGGGGACAUGGUGCAUUCGGCAAGAGGCAAAUGGGGUAUUAAGGCCAAUUGUCCCUGUGCCAGUCGACACACCAAGCCUCUUGUGCGCCCUAGUGCUCCCAAUGGGAUCUCACAGCAGUCUACAACAAGUGGUGGUGGUGGUCUUGCAGCUGCGGCUUCUGGUGUUGGCACCAUGCCAAAAUCAGAAGGAGAAACGUCAGCGAUCAAAACAGAAACGACACAAACGGCAGCAGCAUCAGACAGUGGCGGAGGGGAAAAUGUGAGUAGUACUAGUAACUCCGCCAGCGGUACAUCCUCCCCCUGUAACCUCACCCAGUCCUCUGCCAAGGAGUCGCGCUCAUCGGGAGAGGGCAACAGCUCUGCGCUGCACUGGCUGGCAGACUUGGCCACACAGAAAGCCAAGGAUGACACCAAGGAGUCUGGUUCACUUCGCUCCAUGAUGAGUCGAGACAGCCGGCCUCCCUUUGGCCUGGACUCACUCAGUGCCCUGUCAAAGCCUUCUGCUUCUAGCCCUAAGCUAUUUAACAGCCUGUUACUGGGCUCCAGCAUGGCCCAGUCCAAACCUGAAGGGUCCAGUCUUCGGGAUCUUCUCAACUCCGGACCUGGCAAACUCCCCCAGGGCCCUGGAGAGAGUGGGGUACCAUUCCCCUCCGUAUUUACCUCAGCAGGCAGUGACAAGCUGAAGAGCAGCCUCCCAAACUUCCUGGAUCACAUCAUUGCAUCGGUUGUGGAGACCAAGAAGGCAGAAGGCCGUCGCACAGGGGCCUCUGAAGGUGGCGAGCUCGGUGUGUUGGGGGGACGCAAAGAUGGAGUAAUGGGCCUUAGCGUUUUAGAACCACAUACCUCACACUCCUGGCUCUGUGACGGACGACUCCUCUGCCUACAGGAUCCUAGCAACAGCAACAACUGGAAGAUCUUCAGAGAGUGCUGGAAGCAGGGACAACCUGUGUUGGUGUCAGGGAUACAUAAACGUCUGAAAGCUAAUUUGUGGCGACCCGAAGCCUUCAGUGAGGAGUUUGGAGACCAGGAUGUAGACCUGGUCAACUGUAGAAACUGUGCUAUCAUCUCAGAUGUGAAGGUCCGAGAUUUCUGGGAUGGCUUCCAGGUCAUUUCCAAGCGACUUCAAGAUGGUGACGGCCAGCCAAUGGUGUUAAAGUUAAAGGAUUGGCCUCCAGGUGAAGACUUCAGGGACAUGAUGCCCACACGGUUUGACGAUCUGAUGGAUAACCUCCCCUUACCUGAGUACACAAAAAGAGACGGUCGUCUAAACCUUGCCGCACGUCUGCCUAACUUUUUUGUGCGUCCUGACCUCGGUCCUAAGAUGUACAAUGCCUAUGGCUUAAUCUCGACUGAAGACAGGAAGGUGGGAACCACUAACCUCCAUCUGGAUGUAUCUGAUGCCGUCAACGUCAUGGUCUAUGUUGGCAUCCCUCAAGGAGACGGAGACCAGGAGCAAGAGGCAGAUAUCACUGGACGCAAAGAGGUCAUGACCACCAUCGAGGAGGGCGAUGUGGAUGAAAUGACGAAGCGGAGGGUGUACGAGGGGCAGGAGAAACCUGGAGCACUCUGGCACAUUUACGCUGCCAAGGAUGCUGAGAAGAUCAGGGAACUGCUCCGCAAGGUGGGAGAGGAGCAGGGUCAAGAAAACCCCCCAGACCAUGACCCCAUUCAUGACCAGAGCUGGUACCUGGACCAGGUGCUCCGCCGUAGGCUCUAUGAAGAAUAUGGCGUCCAGGGCUGGGCCAUUGUACAGUUCUUAGGAGAUGCCGUGUUCAUUCCUGCGGGAGCUCCACACCAGGUGCACAACCUGUACAGCUGUAUCAAGGUGGCUGAGGACUUUGUGUCUCCUGAACAUGUGAGGCACUGUUUCAGACUAACCCAGGAGUUCAGACACCUGUCCACUACUCAUACAAACCACGAAGACAAGCUACAGGUGAAGAACAUCAUCUAUCACGCAGUGAAGGAUGCCGUUGGGACACUGAAGGCCCAUGAACCUAAACUAGCACGCCCUUAGUUCCUCUCACUUAACGCUGUCCCAAGACAACCAGCCUCUGAAGACCACUCCACUACGUACACACACACACACACAGUAUACAUGGCAUACCUACAUACACAUGUACAAGCUGCAGAUUGCAGAGUACAAAGAGGGAGUGUAGGUGUUUUUUUGGGGGCAGUCAAGAUUUGUUUUUUCGGGAAAGAGAACAUUUGAUAUGGGGAGGGAUUAGACUGGGAGGGGCUAGUCAGCGCUUUGAUGAAGGAAGUCCUUUAUCGCUGUUACACAGUACGCUCAAAGUUGUCUAGUUGUUUUCCUUUUUUAAAAUUUUUAUUUUAUUUUAUUAUUUUUUUUGAUUAACUCUGUAUUUAAGGUCAGUGUGUUUGUUCUGUUGUUCUCAUUCUAUAUGUAUGAUGUGAGAGUAAGGGAGGUAAAAGCUGACGUGCCUUUGGAGCAGAGGUUCAGCUAUCAUAUAAGCGACUGACAAAAUGUGAGUACUGGGCUAACUUUCCUACUUUGAUGACGUUGAUAUUAUUUUUUCUUCAAUAGGAGCGAGGUUAACCUGUUUUUGUAGAUUUUUUUUGUUGUUGUUGGAGUUUUUAAACAGCUGAUUGCUUCUGCCCUCUGUGGCUGAAAUGAAUUUGAAAAGCAGCCAGUGAAGGGAAGCAGACCAAAGUUUUGUAUUUUUAGUUUUCUUAUUUCAGUUUUAGAGUAAGAAGUCAUUUCUUUUUAUACACCACAAGGUAAUGAUGAGAAGGACUUCAGAGAGGGCAGUUUUUUUUUUUUUGUUUUUUUUUUUUUAAGUCAUGGGUUUGGUCACCUAUCUUUGUCCCAUGGGCUGAAUGACCUGAAGACUUCCAACAACAUUGUUCAAGAAUCACAACUGCAGCUGAACAGAACUACUGGCCAUUAACAUUGUAUCAAUAUAUAUAUUGAUCUUAGCAGUCUGUUUGAUUUUUCACAAUAAAGUUUACAAAAAUUA